Eubalaena glacialis (North Atlantic right whale) is the source of this 4602-nucleotide messenger RNA. RefSeq names its product EMSY transcriptional repressor, BRCA2 interacting (gene EMSY). NCBI's taxonomy places the organism in Eukaryota, Metazoa, Chordata, Mammalia, Artiodactyla, Balaenidae. Bases 193 to 4212 code for a protein of 1339 amino acids. The transcript has 21 exons. The record is from RefSeq and is a predicted model, not a curated record. Gene Ontology annotation, cellular component: nucleoplasm. Gene Ontology annotation, biological process: regulation of DNA-templated transcription.
CUACACCUCCCGACUGGCAGCGCGCGGCUGCGCCUGCGCCCUGAUACCUGUCGCCAUCUUGCCCCUUCUGAGGCACAGCAAACAAACCCAAUUCCUGGUGUCCCCUAGUCUUGGCGGAGGAGCCUUUUAGAUGAGCCCAGAAAGGCCGGGCAGGGAAGACAAGCUCUUUGGGGCUACCAAAAAGAAGCAGCAAUGCCUGUUGUGUGGCCAACACUUUUGGAUCUCAGCAGGGAUGAAUGCAAAAGGAUUCUUCGAAAAUUGGAAUUGGAGGCAUAUGCUGGAGUUAUCAGUGCACUUCGGGCACAGGGAGAUCUCACCAAGGAAAAGAAAGAUCUUCUUGGAGAACUCUCAAAAGUUCUUAGCAUCUCAACAGAGCGCCACCGUGCUGAAGUUCGGAGAGCAGUAAACGAUGAACGGUUAACAACAAUUGCACAUAAAAUGAAUUUAUCCUUAUAUUUGGGUGAAAGACCAAGUUACAGUAUGUCUGGACCUAAUAGCUCUUCAGAAUGGUCCAUUGAAGGUCGUCGAUUGGUACCCCUGAUGCCUCGGCUGGUUCCCCAAACUGCCUUCACUGUAACAGCUAAUGCUGUUGCCAAUGCAGCUAUCCAGCACAAUGCAUCUCUUCCAGUGCCUGCAGAAACAGGAAGCAAGGAAGUAGUGGUUUGCUAUUCCUACACAAGUACCACGUCAACCCCAACCUCUACCCCUGUUCCAAGUGGCAGCAUAGCAACGGUUAAGUCUCCAAGACCUGCCAGUCCUGCCUCCAAUGUAGUUGUCUUGCCAAGUGGAAGUACUGUUUAUGUCAAAAGUGUUAGCUGUUCAGAUGAAGAUGAAAAACCCAGAAAACGAAGGCGAACAAACUCUUCUAGCUCCUCCCCCGUUGUCCUAAAGGAAGUUCCAAAGGCUGUUGUUCCGGUCUCAAAGACGAUCACUGUACCUGUGAGUGGCAGUCCUAAGAUGAGCAACAUCAUGCAGAGCAUUGCCAACUCCUUACCACCCCACAUGUCUCCUGUGAAAAUAACCUUCACCAAACCAUCAACACAGACAACAAACACAACAACACAGAAGGUUAUUAUAGUGACCACAUCACCAAGUUCAACCUUCGUGCCCAACAUUCUCUCCAAAUCCCAUAACUAUGCAGCAGUCACUAAGCUUGUACCAACAUCAGUCAUUGCUUCCACAACCCAGAAGCCACCAGUGGUUAUAACUGCUUCACAGUCCUCUCUGGUCAGUAGUAGCAGCAGUGGCAGCAGCAGUUCUACACCAUCACCUAUUCCUAAUACAGUUGCAGUAACAGCUGUGGUUUCUUCCACACCAUCUGUGGUCAUGUCAACAGUAGCACAAGGUGUAUCUACAUCAGCAAUCAAAAUGGCAUCAACCAGACUUCCUUCUCCCAAAAGCUUAGUGGGUGCCCCAACUCAGAUUCUUGCACAGUUUCCUAAACAGCAUCAACAGUCUCCUAAGCAGCAGUUACAUCAAGUACAGCAACAGACACAGCAACAGGUGGCCCAGCCUUCUCCAGUAUCUCAUCAGCAACAGCCUCAGCAGUCUCCUUUGCCACCUGGUAUCAAGCCUACCAUUCAAAUCAAACAGGAGUCAGGUGUUAAAAUCAUCACACAACAAGUUCAACCAAGUAAAAUCUUACCCAAACCAGUGACAGCAACUCUGCCCACCAGUAGCAAUUCCCCUAUUAUGGUGGUUAGCAGUAAUGGUGCAAUUAUGACAACUAAACUGGUAACCACUCCUACUGGCACACAGGCAACCUAUACUCGGCCAACAGUGAGCCCAUCUAUAGGUCGGAUGGCUGCAACCCCUGGAGCUGCAACCUACGUGAAAACUACCAGUGGUAGCAUUAUUACAGUAGUACCCAAAUCAUUAGCUACCUUGGGGGGCAAGAUAAUUAGCAGUAAUAUAGUUUCUGGAACGACUACCAAAAUCACUACAAUCCCAAUGACUUCCAAGCCCAAUGUGAUUGUUGUGCAAAAGACUACAGGAAAAGGAACCACCAUUCAAGGCCUCCCGGGCAAAAACGUUGUCACAACAUUGCUAAAUGCUGGAGGAGAAAAGACUAUUCAGACGGUGCCAACAGGAGCAAAGCCAGCUAUUAUCACUGCUACAAGACCCAUCACCAAAAUGAUUGUAACUCAGCCAAAAGGAAUAGGUUCCACAGUUCAACCAGCAGCUAAAAUCAUCCCAACAAAAAUUGUUUAUGGGCAGCAAGGGAAAACACAGGUUCUUAUUAAACCUAAACCAGUGACGUUUCAAGCUACAGUUGUUAGUGAACAAACAAGGCAGCUGGUCACGGAAACAUUACAGCAAGCAUCCAGGGUGGCAGAGGCUGGUAAUUCAUCUAUUCAGGAGGGAAAAGAAGAACCACAGAGUUAUACAGAUAGUAGUUCCUCUUCUACGGAGUCCUCCCAAAGUUCCCAAGAUUCCCAGCCUGUAGUUCAUGUAAUUGCUUCCCGGCGUCAGGAUUGGUCAGAACAUGAGAUUGCAAUGGAGACUAGCCCCACCAUAAUUUAUCAGGAUGUAUCCAGUGAAUCACAAUCAGCUACUUCAACAAUCAAAGCUCUGUUAGAACUCCAACAGACAACAGUAAAGGAAAAAUUGGAAUCUAAACCAAGACAACCCACUAUUGACUUGAGUCAAAUGGCAGUGCCUAUUCAGAUGACCCAGGAAAAGAGACAUUCUCCUGAGAGUCCAUCAAUUGCUGUGGUAGAGUCCGAACUAGUUGCUGAAUACAUCACUACUGAUGCUGUGGUGAUUUCUGGAGAAAUAUCAUCACCUCCUCUAUUUUCAGUCAGCCAUCGCUCCCAGCCUCAACAGCCCUCCCAGCCUCAGCGGACCCUCCUCCAGCACGUGGCUCAGUCACAGACCGCAACACAGACUUCGGUGGUGGUGAAGUCCAUCCCAGCAUCUUCCCCUGGAGCAAUCACCCACAUCAUGCAGCAGGCGUUAAGCAGUCACACUGCUUUUACCAAACACAGCGAGGAACUUGGAACUGAGGAGGGCGAGGUUGAAGAGAUGGACACUUUAGACCCUCAGACAGGUCUGUUUUAUCGAUCUGCCCUGACUCAGUCACAGUCAGCUAAACAGCAGAAACUUAGCCAGCCACAGCUGGAACAGACUCAGCUGCAAGUGAAAACUCUGCAGUGCUUCCAGACUAAACAGAAGCAGACCAUCCACCUGCAGGCAGACCAGCUCCAGCACAAACUCCCGCAAAUGCCCCAGCUUUCCAUCAGGCAUCAAAAACUCACCCCUCUCCAGCAAGAACAAGCACAGCCCAAGCCAGAUGUACUGCACACACAGCAUCCCAUGGUGGCCAAAGACAGGCAGCUUCCUACCUUAAUGGCACAGCCCCCACAAACUGUAGUACAGGUGCUUGCAGUGAAAACCACGCAGCAGCUCCCCAAACUGCAGCAGGCUCCGAACCAACCAAAAAUCUACGUGCAGCCCCAAACCCCCCAGAGCCAAAUGCCGCUCCCAGCCUCGUCAGAGAAACAGCCGGCAAGCCAGGUGGAGCAGCCAGUUAUAACCCAAGGAUCCUCUGUUACAAAGAUAACUUUUGAGGGGCGCCAGCCUCCCACAGUUACAAAGAUAACUGGUGGCAGUUCUGUGCCUAAGUUGACAUCACCAGUUACAAGCAUAUCUCCCAUUCAGGCCUCUGAGAAGACAGCAGUGUCAGACAUUUUGAAAAUGUCUUUGAUGGAAGCUCAGAUUGAUACAAAUGUAGAGCAUAUAGUAGUGGAUCCCCCAAAGAAGGCUCUUGCCACUAGUAUGCUCACUGGUGAAGCAGGAUCAUUACCCUCCACCCAUGUGGUGGUGGCAGGGAUGGCGAAUUCCACUCCCCAGCAACAGAAAUGUAGAGAGUCCUGUUCAAGUCCAUCUGCUGUUGGCCCUCCCCUAACGACAAGGAAAAUCGAUGCACCAGGAGUGCCUACGACAGGCCAGUUCAUGCGUAUUCAGAAUGUAGGCCAAAAGAAAGCUGAAGAGAGCCCAGCAGAAAUUAUCAUCCAGGCCAUUCCCCAGUAUGCUAUUCCUUGCCACUCCAGCUCCAAUGUGGUAGUAGAGCCCAGCGGGCUCCUUGAGCUAAACAACUUCACCAGUCAGCAGUUGGAUGACGAUGAGACAGCAAUGGAGCAGGACAUAGACAGUAGCACAGAGGAUGGAACCGAACCCAGCCCCUCUCAGAGUUCUGCUGAACGGUCCUAGUGUUUUGGACACAGGAGUGCACUUUAAAACCUACUUGGUUACCAAGUGUCCAGGGAAGCCCUUGUAUUUUGAUGUCUAAAGAGAGCACUUUGCCCAUGCUUAGGCUGUGGACCCUGAAACAGCAGUGUUUGAACAAGAAUUGCUGCAGGAGUAGCAUUUUAAAACAAGAUAAAACUUACAGGGGAAUGUACUUUUUUUUGAAAAAAGAAAAAGAUGCACAUCUACAGUGACGUGAGACAUGAUAUUCUUUCUCUGUUGGACCAUGGCUAAUGGAAAAGUUUGUCUUGCAGUGGAAAGAGACUUUUCCUGUGAAUGUUUCUCAGCUGGUUUCUACUGAGCAAAACACCAUCAACAAAGGAGAAUGUGAAUAGUUUGUAUUUUGAAACAGUG